Molecule: messenger RNA, 2166 nt
Organism: Histoplasma capsulatum G186AR
Lineage: Eukaryota; Fungi; Ascomycota; Eurotiomycetes; Onygenales; Ajellomycetaceae
Exons: 1
Coding region: 1-2166 (721 amino acids)
Molecular function (GO): ubiquitin binding
Source: RefSeq, a predicted model, not a curated record
AUGGAGCACACUCCACUUCCCCCGCUGGCCCCAUUCCCCCCUGCAACUGUCCGAAGCCUCCUCCACAGUGAGGAAUGGGGCGCAUGUCUAGACGCCUGGAUAGCUCUGCUUGAGUUACGUUUGGAGAUACCCAAAGACGUGUUUCAAUCGUCAGUUGCCAAAGAUGACUCAUCGCGCAGAUUCCUAGCUUCUUUCCUCCAGGAAGCGGUAAUAGGGGAUGGUCUUGGUGCCGAUACAAAAUUGAAAACCCUAAGACGACUAUGUUUUCUCCUUACAAGGAGGCUGAUGCUAGAGGUUCAUCCGCCGCCUUCUGAGCUUCUGGAUUGGGAAUUCCUUGCAUUAUUUUGCCGGGGGUAUAUUUCUAGCCCGGCGACGAGGACACUCUUGGCUCAGUUAUGGGAUCAAGAAUCACAGUCUCUUAGUGUCAGUAUCGAGAAAGGGAAAGCGCUGGUAAUGAGUGAUCUAUCAACUGCUUCUAUGGUUGCGGAAACCACUGCGAGGGCAGAAAAAUAUCUGCGAUCGCUCACCUUCCUGGCAUUGGCGGUUCCCAAGGCCGGUCUACUUCUAAUGACUGGCUCAGAUUACAUUGAUACGCUGUUUGAUGCGUAUAAAAAUCAUUGCAGCAUGAACGGAAAUCUCGAAAAUCUUAAGAAGACUAUUGUGGCUAAUGCCUACGUGGGUUUUGCGUCACUGCUGAAAGUAGACCCCCCCGCGACGUCUUUACUCCUGGAUCAGCUAUUUAGUCUGAAAUCGGCCGCUAGAGUGGAUGCGAAGGGAACGAAGAGGGACCCAACAUUAUUGUCAGAUAUAAUAUGCAGUACCAAUUUACUAGGAAAGAUGGGAGCACUGUUUGUUGGCGCCAGCCAGAAAAGAGGGCAGAAUCUCGUUUCUUCGCUGCGCGCAUAUCAAACUGAAUGUGCCGCCUUACACAGCCGGUACCAACGUGUCAAAAGGAGAAAAGAUAAAGGGAAGGGUCGUGCGGAUGACGGACUCGGGCUUCACGCCCACACCAGCGAUCACGGCCAUUCCCUGGAUAUCCACAUUCAUAAAAUGGCUCUAAUAACUCAAGUCCAAGAUCUUUUCCCGCACCUGGGGACCGGAUAUAUUGCCAAACUCCUUGACUAUUACGACGACAACGUCGAAACGGUCAUCUCACAUCUUCUCGAGGAUUCUCUAGCUCCUCAGCUCCGAGACCUCAAUCUUUCAGAAGAGCUUCAACAACCCCGUGGAACCCCAGCCUCUCACGACCACCUAGCACCCAAACCCACACCGCCUCUGUCUCCCUCCCUAUCCCCAUCCCCACUACAACCUCCACCACAAUCCACCAUCCCACAGCGCAAAAAUAUCUUCGACAACGCAGACCUAACCCGCCACACCACCGCGGCCAAAUCCCUCCACUACGGCCGCGCAAGCCAGCACCAAACUGCCGACGACCUCCUCGCCGAAGGGCCCACAAAGGCAAACAAAGCCGCCAUCCUCUCCGCACUCGCCGCCUUUGACUCCGACGACGACGAGCGCGACGACACAUACGACAUGGCCGACGUGGGCGGCACCGUCGACGCUGUCGUUCCAGGUGCCGACAUCGACGCCGACGCCGAGGCCGCUGCACAUGCACACGCGGACCCCAUCGACCAAACGCUCUACACCCACUACACAGCGACGCCUGCCCUCUUCGCCCGCGACUCCGGUACGCGCCGCUCAGCGCCGCGUGCGAAGUUGCGCGAGGCGACGGGGAUGACCGAUGAGGCAAUUGAGGGGUGGGCGGUGAUGUUGGCGCGCGACCCGAGGCGGCUGGCGCGGAUGGAGCGGAGUUUUAUGCUUGGCGCUGGCGGUGGGGGUGUGAAUCGGCAGCCGGAGUUGCCGGCGACGGCAUAUAGGAGACGUCAGUGGGAGUCGGGGACGGGGACGGGGACGGAAGGGGAGGCGGAGGAGGAGCCGGAUGGUGGUGGAAGGGGCCGUGGGGGAAGUGGGAGAGGACGGGGAAGGAGAGGGAUUGGGCAUGGUAGAGGUGGUGGUGAUAGUGGUAGCGGUGGGAAUGUGGCGGGCCCUUCUGGGGAGCGGGAGACUGCGAUGGCGAGGCGGCGGAAGGAUGCAAAUAAAGGUAGUCGAGCAAACCACAAUCGGCGAGAUCAGAGAGCAAGAAAGAUUGCGAGGGGAGGGAUAUGA